Pediculus humanus corporis (human body louse) is the source of this 537-nucleotide messenger RNA. RefSeq names its product calmodulin-A, putative. The record is from RefSeq and is a predicted model, not a curated record. Gene Ontology annotation, molecular function: enzyme regulator activity; calcium ion binding. Bases 1 to 537 code for a protein of 178 amino acids. The transcript is spliced from 6 exons. NCBI's taxonomy places the organism in Eukaryota, Metazoa, Arthropoda, Insecta, Psocodea, Pediculidae.
AUGGAUGCUAGGAAUGAAGUUUACAACACCGAAUAUAAUCGUUUAAGAAAAUUGACGUGUAGAACGGAAAUUAAAUUAUCUUGCUCUGAAUAUGGUCUUACGGAGGAACAAGUCGCUGAAUUUAAAGAAGCUUUUAUGCUUUUUGACAAAGAUGAAGAUGGACAAAUAACAAUGGCCGAAUUAGGAGUCGUUAUGAGAUCUUUGGGACAACGUCCGACAGAAACGGAAUUAAGAGACAUGGUUAAAGAGGUUGAUCAAGAUGGAAAUGGUACAAUCGAAUUCAAUGAAUUUUUACAAAUGAUGGCAAAAAAAAUGAAAGGAGCUGAUGGUGAAGAAGAACUUCGAGAAGCAUUCAGGGUGUUUGAUAAAAAUAACGAUGGACUCAUUUCAUCCAUUGAACUUCGACAUGUCAUGACAAAUUUAGGUGAGAAACUUUCAGACGAAGAAGUUGAUGAUAUGAUAAAAGAAGCAGAUUUAGAUGGAGAUGGUAUGGUUAACUACAAUGAAUUUGUAACGAUAUUAACAUCAAAAAAUUAA